This is a messenger RNA of Sinocyclocheilus grahami, 2129 nucleotides long. Its product is annotated as carboxyl-terminal PDZ ligand of neuronal nitric oxide synthase protein-like. Lineage: Eukaryota; Metazoa; Chordata; Actinopteri; Cypriniformes; Cyprinidae. The annotation marks the transcript as partial. The record is from RefSeq and is a predicted model, not a curated record. Gene Ontology annotation, molecular function: nitric-oxide synthase binding. The transcript has 8 exons.
UACAGGAUAUUCUACGUAUCACACGACUCUCAAGAUCUGAAGAUCUUCAGUUAUAUAGUGAGAGAUGGACAGAGCAAUGUGUUUCGAUGUAACGUCUUCAAAUCAAAGAAAAAGAGCCAAGCAAUGCGAAUAGUGCGGACAGUGGGUCAGGCUUUUGAGGUCUGUCAUAAACUUAGCCUGCAGCACACCCAGCAGAACGCAGAUGGCCAGGAAGAUGGUGAUGCUGACAAGACAUGCACAGAUUCGGGAGUACCAGGGCGGGAGCUCACAGGGGCUGAAAAGCCGGCUGCAGAUGAGACAGACAUAGAUGCAUUUGAGAUUCCCCUCCCUGACAGCACAAUGGACGAGUUCAGUCGCGGAGUCACUGACCUGGAUGUGGCUAAGAAAGAGGAAGAUGUCACCAAGGACAAAAAGCCCUCUGAAGAGCCCAACAUCCUGCUGGCUUCCCCUAAGUUGCUGCUUCCUUCAGACAGUCAGCUGCCGGCUGGUACUCCCCUGUCUGUGCACCACCAGCUCCAGCUGCUCCAGCAGCAGCUCACCCAACAGCAGCAGCAGACACAGGUGGCCGUGGCCCAGGUUCAUCUGCUGAAGGAUCAGCUCUCUGCAGAAGCUGCGGCGAGGAUUGAGGCCCAGGCUCGAGUUCACCAGCUGCUGUUGCAGAAUAAGGACCUACUGCAGCAUAUUUCUCUCCUGGUCAAACAGGUUCAGGAACUGGAGCUCAAGCUGACUGGGAAUGGCUCUAUGGGAUCUCAAGAUAGUCUCCUGGAAAUCACCUUCCGUGCCAAUGUGCCCCCAGUUCUGUGUGACCCCACCACCCCCAGACCAGAGGACGCCAUCCUUCCUCCACUCAACGAUGGGACACAGCUAUCCCUGCCGCUGGGCAGUCCAAUAGGUAGGGACCAGUGCUUGAUCAAGUUUGAGUGUUUCCGCUUUCUUCCGGGACCACCCCAACAGGAGGAGGGUCCUGACACGCCAUCCCAAGGUGUCUCGCCCUCAUCACGGGACGAGCUUCUGGGUAGCCUUGAGCUACUAAAAUUCCGCGAGUCGGGAAUCACAUCCGAGUACGAGUCAAACACAGAUGAAAGUGAUGAAAGCUGGGGACAGCAGGACGAGAGUACCCUACGUCUGCUCAAUGUGCUCAACAAACACAGCCCCUCUGACUGCUUGGAGGAUGAAAUUGCUGUUUUACGGCUGCCGCUUCUGAGUAAAGCUGUUGGAAACUCAGGUGCCUCUGAAUUAGAAGCUGAUGCCCGGGCCCACCUGAUCGCUCUGGAGGCUUUUGAGAACAUUCUUUCUCCUGAAGUUGCCAUGUGCGUGAUCACAUUGUGUCUUUGCUUUUUCUUUCUCUCACACAGUCACAUCUCCCUGGAUUCUUUCCCUCGGCUAGAUCCCCCACCUCCCACUGGCAAAAAGCGUCUCCCACGGGCCCUGAAGACCACCCAGGACAUGAUGAUAUCCUCUGACCCCGUGGUAGCCUCCUCAGAAUCCUCCUUCAUCUCCUCACCUGACAAGAUCUCCAAAGAUAAAGCUGAGCUUCAGCCUGAAGUGUCCGGCACUGAGAAACCUUCAGAACCCGGCGACCGUGUCGACAGCCAGAUGGAGAAGACCAGUUUAGAACUAAAUAACAAGCCCACAGCUGUGGUGAUGGAUGAGAAAAAUUCAGAGGAUGUCGAUCAGUCACAGCUGCUGCUCUCUGUUCCAGAUCUCAUUCACAAAGACAAUCUGGACCCAAAGAAACUGGCCAGCUCAGAAACUAGAAUGGCUUCCACUCCGUGUCCAGGGAAAGGGGGCUGCCGCAUCGGUGUCACUGAGGGGGAAUUGUUGGGGAACGGCACAGUGGAUUACCGUACCCUCAACUUGGAGAACGAAGAAUCCCACCCUGACCUGCUGUCAUUUGAAUAACAGGCUUGAGACCCUCAAGCACAUUCAUUCUCCAGGCUUCCGCAAUGACAACAGAGAGGCUUGAAUCAGUCAUUUAAACUGCUUUCAUUCUGCAUUUCAUAUUUUGCCUUUAUAGCAAAGUACAACUGAUUGUACUUAGUUAUUUUGUAGAGAUGAUAAAAAAAAUUACAAUCGUUUUUUUUAAUCGUAGUACCAUAAUCAAUUGAAAGACUGUAUUUUAAAGUAUU